Molecule: messenger RNA, 794 nt
Organism: Bursaphelenchus xylophilus (pine wood nematode)
Lineage: Eukaryota; Metazoa; Nematoda; Chromadorea; Rhabditida; Aphelenchoididae
Source: the annotation of a GenBank genome assembly
AUGUCCAAUCCUCCACUUUACUCCGAUUUUUUGGGAAAUCUUCAAUAUCAGGACGAUGAAACCGAUUUUGGUGCUCACAUCCAACCGUAAGUUUCUUUGCCAUAAAUUGAUUUGUCUCGCGGUUUCAGCCCUGUUCGUAUGCAACAUCGCCACGAAUCUGCUUCUUACAAGUCCAAUGUGGAUAUUGCGCUUGACCAAUACGCCAGCAGCUAUCUUCAGAAGCAGUAUCCGCGCAGGGCCGAGCAGUACGUCGAGCGUCAUCGGCAAAGACUCGUUUACGAGGAACCUCGUGAACGUGUGUACGAAAGAAGACACCACCAUCGUCGUGUCUUCGGAGAAAGAGGGAACAGAAACAGAGAGCCGGUGGAGGUCAGAGUCGUCAGGAGACCUCGUGUGAAGGUCAUCAAGAAGUUCUAUAUUAUCCAGGGUUCUGCUGCUGACUUUGCCAAGAAGAUCAAUCCGAAGUAUCCCAAAGGGUAAGAGAUGGAUGGGUCAUGUAUAAUAUAACAAAGCUGCUGGAUUGUGUCAUGGUUUAGUUUGCUGUCUGAACGGCUUUUACGUAAUUUCCUACCUCCUUGACGGCGCUUUUGACCGGUCUAAUUUUACAUUCACCUAAUUCUAGCAAGACCAACAAUAACAACAGCCACAAGUUCAAGCCCAAGGACAAGAAGCCUAGCCGCUCCCAACUCGAUUCCGAACUUGACCAAUACAUGAAGAAGGUCAAACCGUCCAAGGCCCAGUUGGAUGCCGAGCUGGAGGAAUACAUGAGCUCAUCCAAACAUCCCAGAAUCUAA